This is a messenger RNA of Penaeus vannamei (Pacific white shrimp), 4238 nucleotides long. Its product is annotated as proton channel OtopLc. Gene Ontology annotation, cellular component: membrane. NCBI's taxonomy places the organism in Eukaryota, Metazoa, Arthropoda, Malacostraca, Decapoda, Penaeidae. Gene Ontology annotation, biological process: proton transmembrane transport. Gene Ontology annotation, molecular function: proton channel activity. The record is from RefSeq and is a predicted model, not a curated record.
UGCAGCAUCAUCGGAUCCUUGGUCGGGCGGCCACACGGUCACCGCUGCCAAGCCAGUCCGCUUUGCUCUCGUGCAUCAAGUGACUCCGUGAUAUUACGCAAAAAGAGAGAGAGAGAGAGAAGCCUUAGGGAAAAGUGCGCCUGGAUAGUUGCACAGCGUUCACAUAUUGGAAAAGACGUAAUCACCCGUUUAAAAGGACAUAUCAAUGAAUAUAUGGCUUGUAAGAGAGCAGUGCGCACGUGAUCUGCAGGGAACCAGAAGAACUUAGACAUGCCAUACGGCAAAGGCUUGUCUGUAACGAUGCAUACAUAAAUGUAUCAUCCGCUUAAAGGCGUAUGUGUGUGUUUGUUGAGCGCAGAGUCUCGCAGGACACUCCGCGGAGAUCCUUCUGAACCUCGGCCGCCCAAGCACCAUGUUCCGGUUCAAGAAGAAGCCUCCGAACCUCCACUUCCACGCCAUCAACCCCAACGAGGUGGACCCGGGCGCUUGCAUUCUCUGUGCCGAAUGGGUGGGUGUCCAUGGAGGCCAGCCAAGUGAAGGCGCCCAGUCGGCCUCCCCUCUGCUCACCUCCCCCACCACGCCCCACAUCGUAGUGUCUCCCGAAGAGAACGCCAACUCCCAGAACGCCAAUGAUAAGCCGGCGCAAGAGGACGCUGCGCAGCAGCAGCAGUCCUCUCCCCAAGCCAAUAAUGGCACGGGUGUCCCCAACGGCCAGUCCGCCCUGGCUUCGGCGCCGGCCCCCGCCGUGGAGGAGAAGGAGCGCACGCGGCCCGAUAAGCUAACGUUGACCAUGAAUACCCUGGACCUCCCAGAUAGCCGCCACCCCUCACUAGAUAUCGGUGUGCGCCGUAACACCCGGCGUAACUCCAUGAGCGAAAUGCUCAAACGUUACGGAAGUCAAACCAACCUCCAAAGGACUCCCUCAACCAACAACAUCCGACGCAGUACCUCUCGGAACAGUCUAGUUUUAGAGUGGACUCAAGAGGGAAACGAUUCUCUCAUUGCUUGUCUGAGUGCCCUGUAUGGCAAGCUUCUAGUGGUGAUGGGCAUGGCUUUCCCAAUUGCAGAAGUCAUCUCACAUGAUAUACCUGUUACUUUCUACAAUGGAUUCUACCUCUACUUGUACAUUGGGUCCAUAAUAUUCCUUGUGUACGCCUACAUAUUCCUCUUGCGUUCGAUCAACCUCCCAACGGAGCAAAUCAAGUCCAAGUUUCAUUCCCUGCGAAACUACAUGGCUAUGCCUGACUUACACAUGGUCUUCCCUCAUCGGAACUCUUCGCAGCAAGAGGGUACAGGUCGUAUGGCAAGUCGUGAGUCACAUUUGUCAGGGGGUUCAGAACUUGACAAGGAGUCGGAUCGAGCUUCAGUCAAUACAAUGAGCUUCAAGCCAGCCAAGUAUACUCUUACAGAAAGCAACAACCAUGGAUCUAUGUACCUGAAGAUGGGUGCAGUGUUGUUUGGAAUUGGCAGCAUGAUCUACAGUGGCUUGGAAGUUGGCCAGUACUUUGAACUGAAAGGCGACGACAACUGUGCUGAUAUUCUGCUGGCCAUUGCACCAGGUGCUAGGAUGCUGUUCACUUUCAUCCAGAUGUAUUUCAUUUUCCUCAAUUCAAGGGUUGCAAUUAGUCGACACAGGAUAGUGGCAAGAUUUGGUCUUAUGCACAUGAUUGGGACCAAUCUGUGUAUAUGGCUUAAUGUUUUAGUUCAGGAAACUAAACAUGAGAUCAUAAACUUGAAACUUGGCCAUGGACAACAUCAUGGAGGAGGAAAUCUCUGGGCUCUAAUCUUGAAUGAAGCAGGUAGAGGGAGCAGUGCAACCCACCAUGGUGCAAGUGGCGCUGGUCACCAUGACGAUGCUGGUGCCAUUCUUGGUCACCACGAUGAUGACCACAGUGAUACUAUGGUUAACCACACACUUUUCAAUGAAACCACACAUGCACCACAUGACCUACAUGAUCUUCAUAAGGUUGCAAAUGACAGUCACAACAUUGUGAAGAGAUCAUCAGGAGAGCAUCAUGCAUUCAGCAUCUUCGAAUGUCGGCGCUCUGAUCUCAUGGGACAAUUGGUUGAUAAUGCCUCACCAUUCCUUUUCCCAUGUACCAUUGAGUAUUCACUUCUCUGUGCUGGUGUUCUUUAUGUAAUUUGGAAGAAUAUCAACAAGCCAGAAGUUACAUAUGAUGGUGACUCAGACAUAUCCACUUAUGUCGCAAGAAAGGCUCGCCACCAUUACUCUGUGGACUGUGCUCAUGCCAACCGUGGGUUAUUCAUGGGCAUCCUUGUUCUUGUUCUCACCAUCAUCUCACUGAUACUAUUCUUUGUUCUCAUCAACAAUGAAGCCUAUAAAGAUGUAGCCAUAAUGGAGGCCAAUAUCAUCGAGUUAUCAGUUUAUGGUGUUGCAAGUGUUACAGUUGUGAUAGGAAUGAUUCAGAUGAGAGAACUGGAGUUUAUACCAGAAGGGGACAUCGAGCUUGACAACAUCCUUCUGCUUAUUGCUCAGACAGGGGUGUACAUUUACACUUCAUUCACUGUCAUUGGAGGCCACUUUACUAUGACUGAUAAUUUGAUUCUACCUCUCUUGUCUUCAAUUGUCACACUGAUACAAACCACUUUGCAAACCAUCUUUAUUUUGGAUGCCUCUCGUCGGUGCUGCUACAACCAUGAUCAGCUUGAGCGUAAACCAGGCAGAGAAAUGGUAACAUUCUUACUGGUAUGUAACUUAGCCAUGUGGGCCAUCAACACCUUUGAAACCUCCCGUGCUGAUGCCCAUCCAACCCAACUGAACUUCUAUGGUAUCUGGGCUUGGACCAUCAUUUCCCAUGUGUCUAUGCCUCUUGCUAUCUUUUAUCGUUUCCAUGUGACAGUCUGCCUGUGUGAAAUUUGGAAGAGAUCAUACAAGUUAAAGAAUGAUUACUAGUAUGCUAGAACUGAAGCAAGACAAUCUUGAGCCAUAUAAGUACAAAGGCAUACAUUUAUUUUAAGAACUUGUAAGAUAGUUUGAUGAAGAGCACAGAUACAUUCAUGUCUCAGAGAAUAGACUUGUGAGUUUUGGUAUAGGAUCAGAACUACACAUUAGAUAUUUGUAAAUAUGAAAAACUUCAAAUUAUUGUACAGUUGCAUUAUUUUGAUUAAGAACUGUAAAUAUCAUAACCAGUUUUUAGACAAGUGAAUGACUGAAAAAAGUAAUUUGCACAUGUUUAAAAGUUUGAUUCGCAUCAAAUUUUAUUAAUUGUUUCCAGACCAGUCUCUGAUUCUAAUGAUAAUUAGUUUGCUUUUCCUUGGAAUAUAUAGUUUUAUGACUAAUUCAUAAUUCUCAAACAAUACAGGAAACGGUAUGAUCCUGGUAGGACUCAUUUUUUACCUAAUAUGUUUAGCCUAGAUAUGACUCACUUUAUCUAUUAUAGUAUUUCUUCAUUUUCUCUCUACAUGUAGAUAAUACCGUGAGACAUAUUGUUUCAUUUAAGCAGCAUUUGAAAUCUUUUGAACCUUCAUUUCUUUUUAUGAGAGAUUGAAGUGUUCUUUAUGGUCCUUUAUACAGUGUACUGUGUAGAUAACCUGAUCUGUUGACUUAUUAUAAAAUAUGAUGUCAACGAGGGACUUCAUUUUCUAUGUGUAUAUAUUAUACUACUAUUAGGAAUAUUUUAACUUACUUUCAUGAUUCUGUUAUCUAUGAUAUAGAUUACUUAUUUUAUUAGCUGAUGAUAUUUAGGUAAGGUUCUAAAUGCAGCAGAAAACAUUCUUUUUAAUGUGCAUUUUACUUAGAUCUAGGUCAUAGCUGAUAUAGAGAAUCAAUUUCAAUAUGCAUAUUUAUCCUGCUCUUGCUUUAUUUUUCAUAAACAUAAUAAUUGUACAGUAUAAGAUGAAAUUAGUACAGUUCCUUAGGUCUUAUUUGAUCUUUUAUACUAACUUCCCCAAACACAAAGUUGUGCUUUAGGGUCAGAUUAGAAGAUCACACUAUGUUGUUUUUAAAAUACGUUUUAUCUGCUGAUGUAGAACUUAAAAUAUGAAAAUACUGCUGACCUAUUACGGAACCACUUAGCAGAACAGAAACUGAAGUGGAAGUAAAUUUUAUGGCUAAAUGUAGUAUGCAAUGUACUUACAUCCUCAGAAUUUUGAAAAGGAAAUUAUCAAGUGUAGAUUAUCAGAAAAUUUUAAAAGUUUUGCAAAAUCAUAAUUCAUGUUACAUAUGUAUGUAUGUUAUUUAUAAAGGAUACUAGAUAUAAAAUAUAUAGCUAAUUUAU